UUUUAGUUUGUAUCUGAUCGUCAAUUGGACAAAGUCGGGUUAACUUCUCUUUAUAAAUUGAAGAAUGUUCUAAAGUUUUAAAUGUGAACAAAUAAAAAAAUUUGAUACUAGUUUAUAGUGUUGCUGUUGGGUUUUUUUUAAUUCAAAGAAAUUAUUUAUAAUUGCAUAAGAACAAAAGUUAUUAGUGAAGCAAAAAAAAAUAACAACAACAAAAAAAGAAGUAAGGGGGUUUUUCUAGGAAAAAGCUAGAAAAGUACUCAAGUACCAUUUAAUUCUUCAGAAGUAAGCUUAAAACUUUAAAAAAAAAAAUCAAAAUGAGUUUAUGGUCUUCUGUAACGAAUUUAGUUGCCAAUGGCAUGUAUGAGAUGAAAUCCUUUUAUGAUCGAAAAGGAAUGUAUGAUAUUCGUGUUAACUAUGCACUUUGGAUUGAAGAAAGAUUAGGAUGCAAAAGAUCAGAUAAAAUUGAAGAAGCAGCUAUACUAUUCGUUAACGAUUUAAAAGAACACAUACGUCUCACAGAAGAUCAUCAAACUUUCACCGUAAUAACCAGCCGUAUGGGACAAAUCACAGAAUUAGAAUUCUACACACAUCUAAUCGAUGGUAUGGCAAAAGAAGUCUUGCUAGUUGGUGAAAUAACACCUAGCAAUGAAAUGCCUCAACUUGAAUUCAUACAAAGCCUCAUCAAAUCUUGCAAUGAAUUCUAUCAAAUACCAAAUCUUAGUCUUGACGGAGAAAUCGAUCCAAAUCAAAUGAAUGAAUUAAAUGAUCCUGUUAGUUAUUUGACAAAAAUCUUUCAAGGCUAUGAUCUUAGUCAGAGAUCAGUUUUUGAUGAACUCAAAAACUGGCAAAGACAACAGAUACGAAUUUGUAAUGUCGAUGUUCCACAGAAAGAUAAUUCCAAUCAAAUACAAAAUAAUGUUCAAAUAAAUAAAUUAAAUCAAAUACAAAAUUGUAUUGAAUUGUUGGUGGAAGUAACUUUUAGAUUGCUGCAGUUGAUUGAUUCGGUAAGGAUGAGAAGAAUGCGAAAUAGUGCUUUGCCCGAUGAACGGCUUGAACAAUUGGCACAGGAAAUUAGAAUUAAACAAGAGAAUUUGAUGAUUGAUUCGUUUAUUGUGGAUAAUCAGCCUAAUCAGGUUAUUAAAACAAAUACAAAUUUCACAGCUUCAGUGAGAUGGCUUAUUGGGCCACAAUUGGGAUUAAAUAAUAGCAUCUCGAAUGUUGAAUGUAUUGUUGUACCAGAGGACCAGGCAAGACAUCUUAACAAAGGACAAAAAAUAAACCAAGCCAUAAAUGCAUCUUCAAAAGAAAUCCGGGGAAAUGAAGUUAAAAUGGAAUAUCAGGAACAGAAUCGUGUCUAUUCCGCUAAUUUCAAAGCCCUACAAAUCAAAAAAAUUCAACGAGCUGAACGCAGAGGAAGCUCUGAAAGUGUUAUGGAUGAAAAAUUAGCCUUACUCUUUCGUAUGACUGUAGUAGUAAAUAAUUCUUCUUUUACUGUCUCAACACUAUCUCCACCUGUAGUUGUAAUUGUUCAUGGAAAUCAAGAACACCAAGCUUGUGCCACCAUUAUGUGGGAUAAUGCCUUUUCGGAAAUUGGACGGGAUCUAUUUGUUGUUCCGGAUAGAGUUUCAUGGACGAAAUUAUCAGAAGCACUUUAUUUAAAAUGUUUUUCAGAAACCAAACGUGGAUUCACCGAUGCAAACAGAUAUUUUUUGUAUGAAAAAUUCUUCCCCAACCACAACAUGAUACCCGAAGUAGAAAUCUCUUGGACAAAAUUCUGCAAAGAUGAAUUGACUGGAUUCCCUUUCACAUUCUGGGAAUGGUUCUAUUAUACGAUAAAACUUAUCAAAGAACGUUUGCUUGAACCUUGGAAUGCCGAUUUGAUUGAAGGUUUCAUAAGUAAGAAGGCUACUACAGAAAAAUUACAAUCACGACCACCUGGAACAUUUUUAUUGAGAUUUUCCGAUAGUAUUAAGGGUGCUAUAACAAUAUCAUAUGUCAAUGAAUAUAAUCAAGUAGAUCAUAUUCAACCAUGGAAUAGCAAAGACCUACAAAAUCGUUGUUUAGCAGAUCGAAUAAGAGAUUUGGUUGUUCUCGAAAGACUAUAUCCCCAUGAAAUACCAAAAUCUUAUUUGUUUGAUAGAUUUUGUUCAAUUGACGAUCAAAAAGUAAAUGUAGGAUAUGUUCCCGGAGUUCCUAUUACGACUAUUUUAAGAACUCCGCCAGCAGCAGCAACAACACCUACGCUUUUGGAAAAUAUGCUUCAAGAGAAACCUAUGGCUAUUGAAGAAAUGUUAAUUGAGUAAGAAAACCAAUGAACAUUCUUUGGAAUACAAUUACGAUUUUGACAACAAUUAUGAUAAAUUUGUUACGUUGGACAAAUUUAUUCAAAAUUUCUAAUUAUUAUUAAAUUUUAAUCUAAGUAUUGUAAUAAGGAAUAGUUUUAAGUAUUUUUUAAAAAAGAUUUUUAUGAUAUUCAAAUGAAAUAAGUACCUACCAUGACGUGCGUCGUCAACACGCCCGCGCCGGCAAAACAGUAAAAAAACAUCUUUAUCAUUAUAAAUAUUAAACUACAUUAUAUGUAGAUAACAAAAUAUUGUAAAUAAGUUAUAGAUUUUAUCGAAUAAUUUAAAUUAACAUACUUACAAUUUGAUUUCAUUAUAUUAUUACAAAUUAUUUGUAGAACUUAAAAUUAUGUACAGAAUACAUACCAAAAUUAUUAUUAUAUAAAAAUUAUUCAAUAAAAUAAACAAAAUGUUACCAGUUACAAAUAUUUUGGUAUA
This is a messenger RNA of Episyrphus balteatus (marmalade hoverfly), 2780 nucleotides long. RefSeq names its product signal transducer and transcription activator-like. Lineage: Eukaryota; Metazoa; Arthropoda; Insecta; Diptera; Syrphidae. Gene Ontology annotation, biological process: regulation of transcription by RNA polymerase II; defense response; cell surface receptor signaling pathway via JAK-STAT. Bases 315 to 2303 code for a protein of 662 amino acids. The record is from RefSeq and is a predicted model, not a curated record. The transcript has 10 exons. Gene Ontology annotation, molecular function: DNA-binding transcription factor activity, RNA polymerase II-specific; RNA polymerase II cis-regulatory region sequence-specific DNA binding.